ACACAGUGCAUGAGCAAUUCGCAACGCAUCAAACGGGCCGUUUGCUUCCUCCGAACGGAUCUGCCAUCGAACGUAAUGGCGCCUACGACGAUGGCUCGUUUCUCUGUGUUCGGCUGUCUCGCCGUGGUCUUAGUUUCAGCCAAGAUACUGACGUACGCAAGAGAACAAAUAGUGAUCGAUGGAAAUUGCAGGUAUGGGAUUGUCCUCGUGAAAGGAAACUACAGCUUCACUCUGGAAAAGGCCAACGAAGUGUGCGGCCUCCUAAACUACACGCUGGCCACCAGCGAAGAGCUAGAGCAAGCGUACAACGUAGGCUACGAGACGUGCCGGUACGGAUGGACCGCUGACGGGAAGUACGUUAUCCCAAGACACAAGCCGCAGGACACGUGCGCAAGGGGGCAAAUCGGCUUGCUGAUAUAUGAGAGCCAGCAGAACAAGUCUUUCGAUGCCUACUGCUUCAACAGUAGCGAAAUGGGUGUAAAAUACUGCAACAAGUCUGACAUCACCGUGACCAUCAUUUGGAAGAAUGUCGUCCCUGACUCAAACUCAUCGACAACCACAACUGCCGCCGCAAUGGGAGUGGGCAACAGCACGUUGAAUAUGAUAGACGCCAACGCCACAGCGGAUUAUGUCUUAGACAAGCACAUGAAGGCUAUCAAAGCAUUUCUGCAUGCCGCAGACAAGAAGGUGAAAGGAACGAGCAUUUACUUUUGGAUUGCGCUGCUCAUUGCAUUGAUGUGUGGGCUUGCGGCUGCUAUUUACAUAACAGUCAUCACAUGUUCAAGAUCAUGAAAACGAGUGGCCUGACAUUGAGUGGACGAAGAAACAACUUCGCGUUCUCGCUACCCUGCCAUCACCUUCACUGCACUGUCACUUGCACGACUAACAUGUUGACCGAGAGUGUAGUGACCGAAAUGCCAUGGACAGACCCUCGAGCACAAGGUGAUCUAGUUUGUGUAACUCGACUCUGACCAUGACAGGUCAAAAACUAAGCACACAAUUGGAAUAAUUUAUCCAGGAAUCCUCAAUGAGUCUCAAAACUAUUUUUUUCAAGAGGGCCUUGAAUUUGGACUAUUAUUUGUAUAACUAGUGUUUCGCAUGUUCUAUGUAUGUACAUUAAACUUUUUUUGCACCGUACAUAGCCAACCAUGCUCAUUGGAGGUGCGGGAGAAGGACAACAAGAGCAUUGUGAGUGGUACAUGUCGGCUUAGUGAUAGGGGUAGUGAUAGGGGUAGUGAUACGGGUAGUGAUACGGGCACCACGGUGGCGAGAUGUUAACUAUCUCGCCUGGUAUGCAGGAGGUCGUGGGUUCGACCCUGACCCUGAAGCCUGCUGUAUAUUUGGAGUUUGCGUGUUCUCCAUGUAGUCAUGUGGAUUCUUCCCCAAGUCCUCUGUUUUUUUCCCCACCACAUUUAGAAUCACCAUGCGUUUAGAGUAUUUGGCUGUGAUGAAUGUCCGCAUGAUAAGCCACUUCGUUUGUGGCCAGGUCGUUUCUCUAUAGAUCAGUGGGCCUUACCUGCAAGAUAAAAACAAUAGUUUUGUUUUUAGUUUAGGGUAAAGUACCUGGAGAAACUUUUACUUGCCAGAAUAAAACAAUUCAAAAGGUGCGCACAGAUGGGUUUACAAACCUACUUUCUGUACUCCUUCUUUGCACCCAAGCAGCUUUUGGAGUUCCACAAAUCCUCAUUCUCCACCGUCUCCGGCCUCCAAAUUGCUGGAGUGCAGGCGUGCAACACGAAGCUUAGCUCACGAAGCUAAAGUGGCAAUAACAAAAACGACUUCAUCCAAAAUCGAGAGAUAUGCAGAGUUUGUACUUCUAACUCGUGAAAGCCUCACUGAGCCGCAACACAAUUUUCCAGGAGGGUCUUACACGAGUUAAAACAAUUAAGCUAAAUUAAUUCGUGAGUAAUUUUGUAAGUGGGAAAAAAAAAUUGAAAAUCUGGAGAAAAUGCUUCGUAAAAAGGUACACGUAAAAUGAUAAUAGGUGUAAUAUAUGUCAAUAUAAUAGGUGUUAAGAUUUUCAAACACCAAAUAGAAACCUUUUGCAGCGAAUCAGGUAACUGCAUUAACCACACGUACUUGUGGUGAACAUGCAAACAAACAUGCUCUGAUACAGGAAAGCCACCCACACGGAUGCUUAUCUAAAACCGGAUUCCCACCACCAUCCAUCCCAGAAGAAUUCCCUCAUCAAGACUCUAUAUCAUAGAGCCCAAUGCAUCUCCGACCAUGAACACAUUUCCAGUGAACUCAAACACGUACGCCAAGCUCUUAAGGCUAAUGGUUACUCCGACUACACAAUCCGCAAAGCCAUCACUCCAACCAUCAAGAAGGAUCCUGUUGAGGAGCCUUUCAAGACCAUCACCUUACCCUACAUUGCUGGGGUCACAAAAAAGAUCUCCAAAAUCCUGAUUAAACACAAGAUCCAGGUCCGAUUCAACACAGUACAUAAAAUCCGUGAUCUGGUCCCGUCUGUAAAAGAUGUGGUUCCAGACAUACAGUACCCUGGCGUCUACAAACUAAGUUGCCUCUGUGGUAGCAGUUACAUUGGAGAAACCAAACGACAUGUCUCGGACCGCAUCCGUGAACAUAAGGCAGACCUGAAACACGGUAGGACAAACACCUCAGCCGUGGCAGAUCACUGUUACAAUUCAGUGGGCUCACAUGACAUUGACUUCUCCAAGACAAGAGGUUCUCUGCAAGCCAUCUGGCUAUCAUGAGAGAUUCAUUCAUGAGGCGAUCCACAUAUACAAACACAGAGACAAUUUCAACCGAGAAGAUGGAUUCUGGCUUAGCAAUCAUUGGAAGGACGUAAUAAACCAUUUCGGAUCUUAACUGAUUGUGUUCACGUUAACGGUGACUUUCAGACCGCGUUCCACUCACUGGCAUGGUGCAGUGUGCAGAGUAAUGUAUGGUGUCGUAAUUGUACAGUAAACAUAUAGCAGUAUGAUACACAUUAGGGUGGGUAGAAUAAUACAUAGUGUUAUAUUAAAAUGGAUAAGGCAGCAACUGCAGCAGCAGCAGCAAGUGCAGCAGCAGCAAGUGCAGCAGCAGCAGCAACUGCAGCAGCAGCAGCAACUGCAGCAGCAGCAGAAACUGCAGCAGCAGCAACUGCUGCAGCAGCAGUAACUGCAGCUCCCUUUGAUGCUGUUAAUCCUGCAUAAUGCACAUGCAUAUGCAGUACUAAUUACAUUCCUGCAUUUCCCAUAAAUAUGCUAAAUUCCUGUUGAUAUGCAAAUUCCUUUGUCAAUGCGCCCAGCUUAUAUAUAUGCUCUAAGCCCGUGUGCUGUUUCAUUCAGACUCUGUCGCCUCGACGGACCUGGUUUUCACCUGAGGACGGCUGCUUGCGUUGUGGCCGAAACGUCGUGAGAAUUGUUUUAUUAUGUUUUAUUUUUAUUAUUUUAUUACUUCCCUUUUACGUGACUUUACCGAAAGAACCAAGAAGAUAAACAUGCUCUGAUCAAAUAUGCGUUGCCUUUGAAACGUAUUGGCCUACACCAUUGACAGCCUUCUUUAUGGCCUAGUCUCACGAGUGUCAGACCGGUGUUAGACAAUGCAUGUAUCAGAGCAUUCAGAGUUCGGGUUGAGCAGCAACAUCAUGUGACCUUUUUAUCCAGUAUCAACGUAUGAAAAAUAAGAAUCGGUUGUACCCUCUAUGGCAAUUCAACAGGAGCUGUUAAGAUGUUCAAACACCAACUAGAAACCUAUUCUUAUAUUUCAUACUUUGAUCCUGGAAAAGAAAGGUCCCAUGAUACAUAAAGUGAUCUGUACGGAUAGGUCAUUGACCUACUUGCUGUACUACUGAUUCAGCGGGUCGAAGACGAUGGUGUCUCUGCGUGAUCCACCCCCCCGCCCCAUCUCGAAAAGUGCAGCAUUAAAAAGUGUGUUCCAGCAAACGGGCGGCAAAACAUUACACAGGAUCAUUGUGUGUACAAUCAUCUUAAGUGUAUCAGCUGUCGAAAAAUCACAUUCGCAAAGCAGAGACCUUAAUAGAAUACAAUUAAAACGCCAUACGAAAUCAGUUACAUUGAUUGAACAUUUUUGUAUUUUAAAUGCACUCAUGUAAUCUUCCAUUCAGCCUCAUUUUAGCUUGGUACAUCGUACGGGUCGGCUACAUAUUGGCACCGUACAAAUCACAUGUUUUAUGACAAAUCAGUGAUCGUAACAACAUCUUGGAAUAAGGGAUCAUUGAAAUUAUUUUAAUGUGUUUUAAAUGUGGUUUUGUUCGGAUAUGAAUUAUCUCGUAUAACAAUUUAAAAUUAAUUUAGAGAUUAUCUGUGUUUUAUCUAUUUUUUUAACGAAACAUAUACAGUUCUAACAAUUCCUGUACAAUUAUGCCAAUUUAAUAGGUAAAAACAUAUAUGAAGCCUUGUGUUAAACAAGCCUGUUGUUAUAGAAUCAGUUGAAAUCAGACUCUAGGCUAGUAUUUUUUAUAUUAUUCAUAUGCGGUGUUUGCUAUAUUUUCGUAGUUUUUUUUUUCAAAUUGAAAAACAUGUUUAGUUGUGCUUUGUAUAAUGUUUUAUUACCUUUGUACAUUAACAUUCUCAAAUAAUAUAAAAAUAUUGAGAUGUAGUUCAUCUUCAUUUAAAGUGCUUAAGUUUAAAACAAACACUGUUUAUCUGGCAAAAAAUACAAUCUUCUGUCAUCUGUUUAAACGCUGCCCUUCAACAGAGCAUUUACAUUUAAGCAGUGCUGGUUUUAUAAGCAUAUAUUCCGUAAAGUAGUGAAUCACAGAUUUAUGAUGUACUCAUUCGUAAUUCAAAAUAAAGUCAAAUGUUCAUAUUCGUUCUACAUCACGAUGUGCAAAUAAAACUGGACUCAUUU
Molecule: messenger RNA, 4821 nt
Organism: Lethenteron reissneri (Far Eastern brook lamprey)
Lineage: Eukaryota; Metazoa; Chordata; Hyperoartia; Petromyzontiformes; Petromyzontidae
Product: lymphatic vessel endothelial hyaluronic acid receptor 1-like
Biological process (GO): cell adhesion
Cellular component (GO): plasma membrane
Molecular function (GO): transmembrane signaling receptor activity; hyaluronic acid binding
Source: RefSeq, a predicted model, not a curated record